GGGGUGUGGAGCAGGUAGGGCACAGGGCACGGAACGCGGGGGCUUGGAAGGACAGCGCACAGGGGCUCAGGCCCGCGGAAGAUAGCUCUCCUGACCCCCAGGGGUCCCCAGCCUGGCGCGCGCCUUGGCGUGAGCCGGUAGCUGAAAGGUCAGCAACAUCUCCCGGUUGUCUGCGGACGCCGGUGCACAGAGGUGUUCAGGGUGCAAGCUGAGAAGCACCCCGAAGCUGGGCGACAUCUCUGGCAUGCGGAAAGCUGGUGGUUUCCUUGUCCGCUCCCACGAAGUCACCGGGAGCGACCUGGACUCCCGGAAGAAAAGCCUGCGAGAGGAACAGAGAUGCCAUUGAGAGCUGUCGCUGCCGGCAUGAGGCAAGAUCGAGGCAAGAUCGGCUCUUGGGUUGCUCACUGUUCUUCCUGAAGGAGGAGUGACUGGCCGCCACCGGCACCUGGAACCCAGCACCGAGGAGGUGAACCCGGACGGACCUGAGGAGGAACCUGUGUCCUGUGUCCUUGGGAGACUACUCAGUGGUGCAUCUCAGGGCAGGGAGGUGACAGAACACAGGCAUUCCACGGGGCUGCUCUUCAGCUUGCAGACUGACUGAGCACGAGAGUGAGCUUUGUAGCUCUGAGCCUCAGGUCCCGAUGGGAAGCCAUGGGAAAGGAAACCCUGUAUUCUGUGGCAUCCUGUACUGGGAGCAGGGUCGAGAUGACCACAGCCACCACUUUGGGGGACGCCGUCUUCUCGCUGAACAUGACCAGGGGAGAGGACGCCCUGUAUAAGAGCUCUGGAGCCAUCGUGGCUGCCAUCGUGGUGGUUGUCAUCAUCAUUGUCACCUUGGUGCUGAUCCUGCUGAAGAUGUACAACAGGAGAAUGAGGACCAGGCGGGAGCUGGAGCCCAAGAGCCCAAAGCCACCUGUCCCUCCUGCCCUGGACCCCAACAGCAAUGGCAGCCAGCAGCCUGCUACUGUAACCUUCGACCCUGCCAAUGUCCAUGUGGAGACUCGGUGACCCUGCCUUAGCACCAUCCUUGCCUCUCUGCAAAGAACUUUGAUGACCUGAAAGUCUGCUCUGCUGGCAGCUUCACCAAGUUCUUUCUGGUUGGGUAAACUGAGGCACCCUUCAUACAGCCCCUGCAGCUUGAAGCCACCCUCACCUGUGCUCUGGCCACCCCAGCUAUGUCCACGUCCCUGCUGCCACUCAACCAAAGCUCUGAGGACAUUUCUUCUGUUACCUGACAAGAAGCACCGAGCUGGGGAAACUGGUGUGAGUCUGGUUGUUGUCUCACAAGCGCGACAGCUAGACAGCUUGAUAGACAGACAGAUAUCUGAGUCUUCUGCUCAGGGUCAGGGAGUGUUAAUGAGAGUGUUCCCCAGGGAGCCACUGGGAGCAUCUCAGCUUAAGGGCAUGUCCACAGCUUCCUCAAUCCCAUAGCCAGAUGCAGGGAAACUAACUUGGACUAACUAGCCACAAAACCAACUUGAUAGCAUCUAACUGAUCCAGUACUAGAUGGCCACUAGCCAGCUCCUGAUGGCCAGUCAGCGCUCUCCCCCUUUAACAAAGGGUACAGAGGCUGGAUGAGGUGGCCUGUACCUGUCAUGGCAGUGCUCAGUAAAAGCAGGAACACUGGGAUUGCAGGACCAGCUUUAACCAUAUACAGAGAUGCUUCUCUUUAAAAAAAAAA
Messenger RNA from Mus caroli (Ryukyu mouse), 1681 nucleotides. NCBI's taxonomy places the organism in Eukaryota, Metazoa, Chordata, Mammalia, Rodentia, Muridae. The record is from RefSeq and is a predicted model, not a curated record.